CCCUUUUAAUUUUCUCAAGAUUACGCUGUACUGCAAGUGUUGAUAGAAAACCCCCAUGGGGCAAAACACGUCAAUAAAGACGUUUCAAGUGUAUUCUGAGAAGAAUCAUUGCCAUAAUCCAGGCGACGAGACGAAAGUAGUGACGUGUUUCGUUUGGUGUCAGCGCAGACGAUACCCUGAGGUAAUCACAGGUCAAGGAAAAUGGCGGCGGGUGAUGCGAACGGUUCAAUUCUGUAGCUGCGUUUUUUAGGGUUCAGCGCCUGCUUUCCUCAAGUGCAAGCCAAUAGAACACCACACGAACUUAGGAACUCACACAUGCCUUAUCCAUCAUGGUGAACACUCCAGUUCCACAUAGCCUUAAGUCUGAGGCUAAAAAGGCUGCCAAGAUCCUGAGGGACUUCACAGUACCAAGUGCAAAAACUGGACCAGACAAAAUCAUACCAGUAUCUAUCUUAGCCCGUGCCCGUGGGCUUGCUGUCCUGACUGUGUUUAAGGCAGGAUUCCUUGUCAGCGCUAGAGGAGGCAGUGGCAUUGUUAUUGCCAGAAUAUCUGAGGACAGAUGGUCAGCGCCAUCUGCAGUGGGUCUUGCAGGACUGGGAGGUGGAUUUGAAAUUGGAGCUGAAGUCACAGACUUUGUCAUUAUCCUAAACAGUCAAUCGGCAGUAGAUGCUUUCUCCAAGGGUGGCAACCUGACAUUAGGUGGCAACUUCACAAUUGCAGCAGGGCCACUCGGCAGGAACAUGGAGGGAGAUGUUGCAGUUAGAAGCCCUUCAGCUAUAUACACCUACAGCAAAACCAGAGGACUGUUUGCUGGGAUAUCCUUGGAAGGGACAGGAAUCAUCGAAAGGAAGGAUGCAAAUAGGAAGUUCUAUGGUGGGGAUGUGCGGGCAUAUGAGAUCCUGAAUGGGACCGUACAUCCUCCAUCAGUGGCAGACCCUCUGUACGAGAUCCUCCACAGACAUUAUGAAGCUGCAGAGAAAAUUCUGGUCGAGGCUGCCAAGAAGGCUGCUGUGAAGAAAGCUGCAAAAGCUGACCGUCCCAAGAGUUUCAAUUUUGGAUCCUACAGAAGCAAGUCCAUGAAGAAUUCUUCCACUUCAGAUGACAAACCGUCCAGGAAAAUGAGAUCCAAAUUCACAUCAGCAAGGAGAUGUACCAGUUUGGUGGAGGAGCGUACAACCAGUGAAGAAGACCUUCAGAGCAUCUUUAUGGACAGACUGGCAUGCCCGUUUGAAGUUACAGCAUUGUUCAGCUUUGAGGGAGAGCUGCCCUGUGACCUGUACUUCCAAGAGGGAGACAAGAUUACUGUCCUGACCAGAACUCAUACCCAAAAUGACUGGUGGGAAGGGAGGUUAAAGGGCAGGAAGGGGAUCUUCCCUGCCAAUUACGUGCAGUUACCAAGGCCUUAGUUCUUGAAGGGCCAAACCAUACACAUCCUUGCCUUUCUGUGUUACAUGGCUACAGGUGGUGACAUGUAUUUAGUAACCCAUGGACAGCAAAACACCUUUUUACAGGGGAAGUACUAAGUGGAGAUGACACUAAUAUGUCUAAAAUGUUCAUGGCAUAUCUUGUAGUUGUGACUAUGGUAUGGUAACAUGGUUGGGAACAGUGUUGUUACAACAUGAGAUAAGAGAUGAAUUCUGCUGAUGACUGUAAUAGGAUAAUUGUUAGGUCAUGGAAUACUAGUAUGUUAAGUGUGUUUGUGUGUUAUAGCUUACAGAUGACAAUAAUGUGCAAUUUUGUCUGACCAGUCAAUGUUGUAAUGUGGUUUUAGACUGGUAGAGGGCUGCAGCUGUGUUUUACAAUGCAACCAAUCAAGAAUCUGCAUCUACUUUUAAGUGAGUGGUUAGGAGGAUCUUACAAUAUUGUGGACAGCAAUAAGUUUGAGGUUACC
Messenger RNA from Branchiostoma belcheri (Belcher's lancelet), 1891 nucleotides. RefSeq names its product SH3 domain-containing YSC84-like protein 1. The record is from RefSeq and is a predicted model, not a curated record. Gene Ontology annotation, molecular function: protein binding; phosphatidylinositol binding. The transcript has 10 exons. Gene Ontology annotation, cellular component: ruffle membrane. The coding region runs from base 330 to 1406 and encodes 358 amino acids. NCBI's taxonomy places the organism in Eukaryota, Metazoa, Chordata, Leptocardii, Amphioxiformes, Branchiostomatidae.